UGAUUCAUCUAUAUACUGAAUAAUUGUAUACAGCAAUAUCUGUGGGUGCAUGGCCAGCUUCACAUGUUCAUCACAAUUGCCACUGGAGUGCGUAGGUUGAUGCCCACAGAAGCUCUGUGACAGUAACAGGUUCUUCUGUUCAUCUAUGAAUACAAUUUGUUGGUGUUUGUAUGCUGAUUUAUCUCCUCUAUGAAACUAAAAGCUCCAGUAUUCCAGGGGGUGGCUCCUACAUACUAAUAUGUCUGAUAGGAAUGAGACACAAGUCAUUUAUUUACUUCUUCAAGGAUUUGGCAACCUUCACAGCUUCAAUAUGUUUUUCUUUGUUAUAUUCCUCAUCAUUUUCACUUCAUCUUUAAUUGGAAACCUUCUUAUCAUUGUAUUAGUUUCAACCAGCCGGCCCCUUCAUGCCCCGAUGUACUUCUUUCUGUGCCACCUCUCUGUGUCCGACAUCAUUCUGUCAUGGAAUAUUGUUCCCAUCUUGCUCUGUACCAUGCUGGGUGGCGCCCAACGGGUGUCUCUUCCAGGCUGCAUUGUGCAAUUCUCAGUAUUUAGUGCCAUAACAAUUACAGAAUGUCUCCUACUUCUGGUGAUGUCGUAUGACCGAUACCUUGCUAUCUGUUAUCCUCUGCGUUAUGCUUCUGUUAUGGACUUCAGGACUUGUACCCAUUUGGCAGCAUGGCCGUGGGUGCUUGGAUUUUCAAUACAGUUGUGUGGAAUUGUCCCAAUAACCCACCUGCGGUUCUGCCACAACAAUUUCAUUGACCAUUUUUACUGUGAUCUUUCACCCCUUCGAAGACUUGCGUGCUCUGACACCUCGAUUGUAGCGUUAAUAGUGUUUGUUUUUGCCAUCCCUGUAUUUGUGCUUCCGUGCUGCUUAAUCGUCAUGUCUUAUAUUUAUAUUUUUAUUACCAUACUCAGAAUCCCAUCCACAAGAGGAAAGCAGAAAGCGUUCUCAACCUGCAGUUCCCAUCUGAUUGUGGUGGCCACUUUUUAUGGUACACUGAUCACUAAAUAUAUGCUCCCCUCCCAGGGCCAUUCAUUGCUUAUAGAGAAGGUAAUAUCUCUAUGGCACACGGUGCUGACCCCAUUAUUUAACCCAGUCAUAUACACUCUUAGGAACAAAGAUAUCAAAACAGCAGCCAGGACUCUAUGUAGAAAGUACUGCACAUGAGAUCAGGGCUUGCUUGGUCACUGUAGAUUCCCAGUGAAAACCAAGAAACCCAGUUUCUGACAACAGCUGUGAGCUAAUGAUAGCUCAUACACAGCCAGGCAUGGACUGGGAUCCAAAAUAGACAAAGACCCAAACUGCCCCUGCCAGCCUGUCUAUGGCACCUUACAGCAGCCCCUCUGGCAUU
Messenger RNA from Xenopus tropicalis (tropical clawed frog), 1355 nucleotides. It is a transcript of the gene or16e1, whose product is annotated as olfactory receptor family 16 subfamily E member 1. Gene Ontology annotation, molecular function: olfactory receptor activity; G protein-coupled receptor activity. Bases 239 to 1171 code for a protein of 310 amino acids. Gene Ontology annotation, cellular component: plasma membrane; membrane. Lineage: Eukaryota; Metazoa; Chordata; Amphibia; Anura; Pipidae. The record is from RefSeq and is a predicted model, not a curated record. The transcript has a single exon. Gene Ontology annotation, biological process: signal transduction; detection of chemical stimulus involved in sensory perception of smell; G protein-coupled receptor signaling pathway.